Messenger RNA from Phoenix dactylifera (date palm), 3593 nucleotides. NCBI's taxonomy places the organism in Eukaryota, Viridiplantae, Streptophyta, Magnoliopsida, Arecales, Arecaceae. The record is from RefSeq and is a predicted model, not a curated record.
GAUCUCUGAAGGGCGAGUCCUUCUCUAGACUCCUAUCGUCUUCUCUACCCCCCUCCCACGCCCCCCCCUCUCUCCCCGCUAGGGUUUUCUGCCGCGGUUCCGCCGGAGAUGGGGUCCUCUCUCCCCCCAAAGGAGGCGAAUCUAUUCAAAGUCAUCGUCAAAUCUUAUGAAACCAAACAAUACAAGAAGGGGCUGAAGGCUGCAGAUGCCGUAUUGAAAAAGUUUCCUGAACAUGGAGAAACCUUGUCGAUGAAGGGAUUGACGUUGAACUGCAUGGAUCGAAAAUCCGAAGCAUAUGAACUUGUUCGCCGUGGCCUCAAGAAUGAUCUUAAAAGUCACGUGUGUUGGCAUGUUUAUGGUCUGCUCUAUCGAUCAGACAGAGAAUACAGAGAAGCAAUAAAAUGCUAUAGAAAUGCUUUGAAGAUUGAUCCUGACAAUAUUGAAAUUCUGCGAGACUUAUCACUCUUACAGGCUCAAAUGCGGGAUCAUACAGGGUUUAUUGAAACCAGACAACAACUUCUGACAUUGAAACCAAAUCAUCGAAUGAACUGGAUUGGAUUUGCUGUUUCUCAUCACUUGAGUUCCAAUGUUUCAAAGGCGAUAGAUAUCUUAGAGGCUUAUGAAGGGACACUAGAAGAUGAUUAUCCUCCAGACAACGAGCGCUAUGAACAUGGCGAAAUGCUCUUGUAUAAGAUAUCUUUGUUAGAGGAAUGUGGGUUGCUCAAAAAAGCGCUUGAGGAAAUGCACAAGAAAGAGGCCAAAAUUGUUGACAAAUUAGCAUACAGGGAACAAAUGGCAUCUAUACUAGUGAAACUUGGUUGCCUAGAGGAAGGAGAGAAAAUAUAUAGGUCCCUGCUCUUUAUGAAUUCCGACAAUUAUAGGUACUUUAUAGGCCUGCAAAAAUGCCUUGGUUUAUAUUCUGAAAAAGGUCAAUAUACAUCUGAUGAAAUUGAAAGAUUAGAUGCAUUUUAUAAAUCACUUAAGGAGCAAUACAGUUGGUCAUCUGCUGUUAAGCGAAUACCACUUGAUUUUUUAGAAGGCGACAACUUUCGGGAGGCAGCAGACUGCUAUGUUAGGCCUCUAUUAACUAAGGGGGUUCCUUCACUGUUCUCUGAUCUUAGCCCCUUGUACGACCACCCUGGCAAGGCAUGCAUUCUUGAGGAGUUAUUUCUUCAGCUGGAAGAUUCAAUAAGAAUGACAGGAUCCUUUCCUGGAAGGACACGAAAGGAGCCUCCUUCAACUCUUGUGUGGACUUUGCUUUUGGUUUCCCAGCACUUUGACAGGCGGGGUCAACAUGCUAUUGCACUGGCUAAAAUUGAUGAGGCUAUUGAACACACUCCAACCGUGAUUGAUUUAUAUUCGGUCAAGGGAAGAAUAUUAAAACAUGCAGGUGAUUUAGCUGCUGCUGCUUCUUUGGCAGAUGAAGCUAGGUCUAUGGAUCUUGCUGACCGUUACUUAAACAGUGAAUGUGUCAUGCGUAUGCUUCAAGCUGAUCAGGUUGGGUUUGCAGAGAAGACAGCUCUGUUAUUUACCAAGGAUGGAGAUCAGCACAAUAACUUGCAUGACAUGCAGUGCAUGUGGUAUGAACUUGCUUCUGGUGAGAGUUACUUUCGCCAAGGUGAUCUUGGGCGAGCUCUGAAAAAGUUCUUGGCUGUUGAGAAGCAUUAUGCAGACAUGACUGAGGACCAAUUUGACUUCCAUUCUUAUUGUCUACGUAAAAUGACUCUGCGUGCUUAUGUGUCAAUGCUGAAGUUUCAAGAUAAGUUGCAUUCACAUGAGUACUUUCAUAAAGCUGCAGCAGGAGUUAUCAGAUGCUAUAUGAAGUUGCAUGAUUUUCCAAUCAGAGCAACAACAGAAGAGGGUGAUGAAAUGUCAAGGUUGCCUCCUUCACAAAGAAAGAAACUGAGACAAAAACAAAAAAAAGCUGAAGCUCGUGCAAAAAAAGAGGCUGACGAAAAAACUGAGGAGGAAACUUCUUCCAGCACAUCAAAACCUGGCAAGCGACAACAUACCAGAUCAGUUGAUGUAGAUCCUCAUGGGGAAAAGUUAUUGCAGGUUGAGGAUCCAUUAUUGGAAGCUACAAAGUAUUUGAAGUUGCUCCAAAAUAACUCAGCAAGCUCGUUGGAAACACAUAUACUUUCUUUCGAGCUAAACAUGAGAAAACAAAAGAUUUUGCUUGCUUUUCAGGCUGUCAAGCAGCUGCUUAAGUUGGAUGAGAAUAAUCCUGAUUGCCACAGGUGUUUGGUAUGUCACCCUGAAAGUUUCAACAUGCCUAAAGCCAAGUGCUCUGGUUAUUUCCAUGGCUUAUCUGGACAUGCUUUUUCGCAGAUAAGAUUCUUUCAUAAAGUUAGCAGCUUUCCUGCCCCAGUGACAGACUCAGCGAUACUAAUUUGGAAUGUCUUAGAAGCAGAACUACCAAACAUAAGUCAGUUGCACGGCAAGUCACUUAAUGUAAUUAACCAAUCUUUCCUUGAGAAGCACAAAGAUUCUUUGAUGCAUAGAGCUGCAGCUGCAGAAAUGCUACUUGUUCUGGAGCCAGAAAAGAAGCUUGAGGCAAUUAAGCUAAUUGAAGAUUCGCCAAACAAACUGGCACCAGUGAAUGGAGCGCUAGGUCCAGUCAGGGAAUGGAAACUUGAAGACUGUAUUGCAGUCCACAAAUUGCUCAAAACAGUCUUUAUCAAUGAAAAUGCUGCUUCCAGAUGGAAAGCACGAUGUGCAGAAUAUUUUCCAUACUCGACAUAUUUUGGAGGCUGCAGGAGCUCAGCUGUUGCUUUUUCUGUAAAUCACAACGUGCAGAAUGCACCAGAAAAUGGAGUUCUGGCCUAUCAAGAAACUAAAAGCGAAGAAUCUCACUCGUUGAAUGGAAAAUUGCAGGCCUUCAAGGACCUUACCAUUUAAUAGUAUAGCAUGUUCUUUUGGGCUAACACGUGCACUGGAGUUUAGAGGAGCUUGAUUGAUACACAGAGCAAGAGUUGCACAUGUAGAAUCCUGCUGCGCAUGGGGAAGAAACAGAAGAAUGCUCUCACAAGAGCACUGCUCUGGGACUUGUGUCAGCACAUUGCAGUAAGGGAUGCAAUUGAUUUGAGACCAACAUCUCAAGUGGCUCUGUGUAUCACUCAUUAGCCGGUUAAUUGUAUUAUUAGUUCUCAUCUUGAACAUGGUGGAAGGGAAUCUUUACCUUUCAUCAUUCAAUCAGCUAAUGGUGAUGGUGAGUUAAAGUAGCUGGGAGCUGGUUAUGCCUGCAGGCUGAGCGGUCUGCCUGCUCUUAAGCAUGAUACUCUUUAAGCAGUGGGUUGAUGGUAAUUGUCUGGUUGUAUUCAGCUCUUCUUAUGGACCACCAUAUCUGUGUAAUCUGUGUUGCCGUUCAAUUAAAAAUUUUGGCAAGAACUUUUUUUUGCUGUAUUAGUAAUUUGGUCUUCAAAGAUGAAAAAAUGUCAAAUCUGAGCUUUAAAUGACAAGUCAUGCAUUCAUCAUUCCUUUGGACCAUUUUAUUAUUACAUGGGGGUGGCAAAUGGCAAUGCCUGGAUUGUAUAUAUGAUUUGUUGGAUCUAUAGCACUGAAGAUGGAAUGACUAGCCUGAGUUUCGUGUGUGA